GCCCCCUUGCACUUCCGUGUGCAGCGGCUCGAGAGAGGGAGGCGGCGGCACCGGGAUCCCCGGAGCGACCCCCGGCAUCCGCCCGCCGCGCUGAGGCCCAGACGGGGACUCACCGGCCUCCGGGCCCGUCCCGGUCGGGCCCGCACCGACCCCUGUCCGCGCGCGCGCCGGGGAACCGCGCCGGGAGCUGGACCCCAGCCGCCGCGACCCCUGGCGCCUGGCCGUGCGCGGGAGGUCUGCGUGGAGCUGGCCCAGGUGAGGGCGGCGGGCCUCCUUCUGGUGGUGGCUGUGUGGUGGUGGCUGCAGCAGGAGCCAGGACUGACGGCAAGGGGGAGCCAGGAGCCCCAGCCCCACUGCAGGCCCCAACAUGGCGCCGUUCCUGCGCAUUGCCUUCACCUCCUAUGAGCUGGGCUCCCUGCAGACUGCCGAUGAGGCCAGCCAGCCCUUCUGUGCCGUGAAGAUGAAGGAGGCGCUCAGCACAGAGCGCGGGAAGACGCUGGUGCAGAAGAAGCCCACCAUGUACCCCGAGUGGAAGUCCACAUUCGACGCCCACAUCUACGAGGGCCGUGUCAUCCAGAUCGUGCUGAUGCGGGCCGCCGAAGAGCCGAUGUCCGAGGUGACAGUGGGCGUAUCGGUGCUGGCUGAACGCUGCAAGAAGAACAACGGCAAGGCGGAGUUCUGGCUGGACCUGCAACCCCAAGCCAAGGUGUUGAUGUCUGUGCAGUAUUUCCUGGAAGAUGUAGAUUGCAAACAGUCUAUGCGCGGUGAAGACGAGGCCAAGUUCCCAACAAUGAACCGCCGUGGAGCCAUCAAACAGGCCAAAAUCCACUACAUCAAGAACCACGAGUUUAUUGCCACCUUCUUCAGACAGCCCACUUUCUGUUCUGUGUGCAAAGACUUUGUUUGGGGUCUCAACAAGCAAGGCUACAAAUGCAGGCAAUGCAACGCUGCAAUCCACAAGAAAUGCAUCGACAAGAUCAUCGGCCGGUGCACGGGCACCGCGGCCAACAGCCGGGACACCAUAUUCCAGAAAGAACGUUUCAACAUUGACAUGCCGCACCGAUUCAAGGUUUACAACUAUAUGAGCCCCACCUUCUGUGACCACUGCGGCAGCCUGCUCUGGGGGCUGGUGAAGCAGGGCUUAAAAUGUGAAGACUGUGGCAUGAACGUACAUCAUAAGUGCCAGAAGAAGGUGGCCAACCUCUGUGGCAUUAACCAGAAGCUCCUGGCUGAGGCGUUGAACCAAGUGAGCCAGAGACCCUCCCGGAAGUCAGAAACAGAGACUGUUGGAAUCUACCAGAAUUUUGAGAGGAAGCCAGGAAUCUCUGGAGAUAUUGUCCCAGACAACGGGACCUACGGCAAGAUCUGGGAGGGCAGCACCAGGUGCAACAUUGAGAACUUCACCUUCCACAAGGUCCUGGGCAAAGGCAGCUUUGGGAAGGUGCUGCUUGCAGAGCUGAAGGGCAAGAAGGAGUUCUUCGCCAUCAAGGCCCUCAAGAAGGACGUGGUUCUGAUUGAUGACGAUGUGGAGUGCACCAUGGUGGAGAAGCGGGUGCUGGCACUCGCCUGGGAGAAUCCCUUUCUCACCCACCUCUUCUGCACGUUCCAGACCAAGGACCACCUGUUCUUCGUGAUGGAGUUCCUCAAUGGGGGGGACCUGAUGUACCACAUCCAGGACAAAGGCCGCUUCGAGCUCUACCGUGCCACGUUUUAUGCAGCCGAGAUAGUCUGUGGACUACAGUUUCUGCACAACAAAGGGAUCAUUUACAGGGACCUCAAGCUGGACAACGUGAUGCUGGACCAGGAUGGCCACAUCAAGAUUGCUGACUUUGGGAUGUGCAAGGAGAACAUAUUUGGGGAGAAGCAGGCUAGCACCUUCUGUGGCACCCCUGACUAUAUCGCCCCCGAGAUCCUGCAGGGCCUGAAGUACUCAUUCUCCGUGGACUGGUGGUCCUUUGGAGUCCUUCUCUACGAGAUGCUCAUCGGUCAGUCCCCCUUCCAUGGUGACGAUGAGGACGAGCUCUUUGAGUCCAUCCGUGUGGACACACCACAUUAUCCCCGCUGGAUCACCAAGGAGUCCAAGGACAUCCUGGAGAAGCUGCUUGAAAGGGAUACAACCAAGAGGCUGGGAGUGAACGGGAACAUGAAAAUCCACCCCUUCUUCAAGACCAUCAACUGGACUCUGCUGGAGAAACGGGCUGUGGAGCCGCCCUUCAAGCCCAAAGUGAAGUCCCCUGGAGACUACAGCAACUUCGACCAGGAGUUCCUGAACGAGAAGGCACGCCUCUCCUACACCGACAAGAACCUCAUCGACUCCAUGGACCAAACGGCAUUCGCUGGCUUCUCCUUCGUGAACCCCAAAUUUGAGAGAUUCCUGGAAAAGUGAGGUUUCCAGACAUGCCCCCCAACCCACCCCAGCCAGGGAGCCUGGGUCAGCCAGCAUGGCCUGCCCACACAGCCUGGGCAGAGCAGGCUGGGCGGCAUCCCCCUUCAUCGGCCCCCCACGAUAAGCAACAGUGUGAUUGUCUGGUUCCUGCUGCUGCCGCCCCGUGGCCCUCAACAGGGGCCUCAGCUCCUGUCUGGCUGGGCUCUUAUGGCACUUCUGUGAACCGUGUGUGAAUUUGCUUUUCCUCUGCCAUCAGAGGGAAGUUGUAAAUCCUGUGUUUCAUUACUUGAAUGUAGUUAUCUAUUGAAAAAAUAUAUUAUAUAUAUAUACACACACACACACACACACACACACACACACACAUAUAUAUAAUAGGCUGUAUAUAUUGCUCAGUAGAGAAGAAACGUAUAGGGGACUGGUGAUGUGUUGAUUUUUUAAAAAUAUAUAUAUAUACAUACACACACACACAUAUAUAUAGGAACAAAAAAACAAAACAGGAGCACAAACUGUUUGAACCACCAGGUUCUUUUAUCUGUGUGUCUAAAUAAACACCGAAUGGUACUGAC
Messenger RNA from Ailuropoda melanoleuca (giant panda), 2952 nucleotides. It is a transcript of the gene PRKCD, whose product is annotated as protein kinase C delta. Gene Ontology annotation, biological process: protein phosphorylation. Gene Ontology annotation, molecular function: diacylglycerol-dependent serine/threonine kinase activity; ATP binding. The record is from RefSeq and is a predicted model, not a curated record. The transcript is spliced from 19 exons. Lineage: Eukaryota; Metazoa; Chordata; Mammalia; Carnivora; Ursidae. Bases 368 to 2386 code for a protein of 672 amino acids.